Molecule: messenger RNA, 1857 nt
Organism: Boleophthalmus pectinirostris (great blue-spotted mudskipper)
Lineage: Eukaryota; Metazoa; Chordata; Actinopteri; Gobiiformes; Gobiidae
Gene: dhps
Product: deoxyhypusine synthase
Exons: 10
Coding region: 156-1238 (360 amino acids)
Biological process (GO): peptidyl-hypusine biosynthetic process
Cellular component (GO): cytoplasm
Molecular function (GO): deoxyhypusine synthase activity
Source: RefSeq, a predicted model, not a curated record
AACAUUUCCGCAAGUAGGAGGGGCCAGACAACAUGCCGACUGCUGCUGUCAGCCGAACAGUUUAUAUCUGUGUAAUGUUUAGUGCCUUUUGGUGUCCAGCAAACUAGUGACUAACCUUUCGUCUCUGCUGCGGCAACUCACUUCAGGGAUAAGAGAUGGCAGAUCAGGCUCCCUCUGUGGCCAUGGAGGCUGUCCUCAAACCCAGCUGUGAACUCCCAGAGGACAUGUUAAAAAUCCGAGGGUAUGAUUUCAACCAGGGAGUGGAUCUUCAGGCUGUGCUCAAGUCCUACCUGACUACUGGCUUCCAGGCAAGCAGCAUGGGCCUUGCCAUCCAGGAGAUCAACAACAUGAUAGAAAAGCGCCUGGAGCCAGUUGAUGAAAAUGAGUCGGACACAAAUUCUAACAAGACAGGAUGCACUAUCUUUCUUGGCUACACAUCCAAUCUUAUUAGCUCUGGGGUUAGGGAGAGCAUUCGCUACCUUGCAGAGCACAAAAUGGUUGAUGUCAUUGUUACCACAGCUGGGGGUAUAGAGGAAGACCUAAUAAAGUGCUUGGCUCACACAUACCUUGGUGACUUCAGUCUGUCCGGCAAAGAUCUUCGUCAAAGAGGCAUUAACAGAAUAGGAAAUCUAUUAGUUCCAAAUGAUAACUACUGUAAAUUUGAAGAUUGGCUCAUACCCAUCUUAGAUCAAAUGUUACUGGAACAAAAAACAGAGGGCACUCAUUGGACGCCUUCAAAGAUGAUCCAUCGUCUUGGGAAGGAGAUCAAUAAUCCAGACUCUGUUUAUUACUGGGCAUAUAAGAAUGAUAUUCCAGUGUUCAGCCCAGCUCUGACUGAUGGCUCUCUGGGGGAUAUGAUCUACUUUCACUCUUUCAAAAACCCUGGCCUUAUACUGGAUAUAGUGGAAGAUAUUCGCAGAAUGAACAGUCAGGCCGUAUUUGCUAAAAAAACAGGAAUGAUCAUUCUUGGUGGUGGACUGGUCAAGCAUCACAUAGCCAAUGCCAACCUCAUGAGAAAUGGGGCAGACUUUUCUGUGUACGUGAACACGGGGCAGGAGUUUGAUGGUUCAGACUCUGGGGCAAGACCUGAUGAAGCUGUGUCUUGGGGCAAGAUUAGAACAGAUGCAAAGCCAGUCAAGGUGUAUGCGGAUGCCUCUUUGGUUUUCCCUUUGAUUGUGGCCCAAACUUUUGCUUUACAUGCUGACAGGCUGAAAGGCGCAGGCAAGAAAACAGAUUAAAUCUAUGGCUUGUAUCACCCGAUAAGAAACAUUCUGUAAUAUUAUCACAAAAGUAUAUGUUUCUUUCAUAUAUCUAAGGCUUGUGCAUCCAAGUAUAAUGUUCAGUUUGAAGAGGAUAAGGCAAAAUGUUCAAUGGUAAUAUUGGACAAACCCUGUUUUUUUCUGUGAAUUCUUGGGAUUUCUUUUUGGAUAAUAAUUUGAAAAUAUAAUGGAAUUCAUGCAAGAAAACUGUUGCAUGCUGGGCAUCUUAGUGUGACAACGUUACAUUAUAAAUACUAUAAAGCAUGCUGGAUCAUGUACCUUACAAUAAUGGUUUGUUUUCAGUUAUUUUUUUCAUUGUGAAUGUACACACGCAGUAGCAUCACUUUACCUGGGUUUAUAUUAAACAUUUGGUAUUUUAAUAUUUUAAAAGUAUUGUUUUUAAUCAGAUUUGCCUUAUAAACCAAAAAAAUGCACUAGUCUUAUAUAAAACUGUGUUUAAUUUACACCACAGUAAUUGUACAAACAAUUUUGAUGUGGCUCUCAAAGUGCUCUCAACAAAGAUGACAUUGCUUUUCUUCCCCUGUACUUGGCACAAUGUACCUCAAAAACAUUAAUGAUUAAAACAUUUACCCUGAAA